Molecule: messenger RNA, 2476 nt
Organism: Haliotis rufescens (red abalone)
Lineage: Eukaryota; Metazoa; Mollusca; Gastropoda; Lepetellida; Haliotidae
Product: glutaryl-CoA dehydrogenase, mitochondrial-like
Exons: 11
Coding region: 91-1404 (437 amino acids)
Biological process (GO): fatty-acyl-CoA biosynthetic process; fatty acid beta-oxidation using acyl-CoA dehydrogenase
Cellular component (GO): mitochondrial inner membrane
Molecular function (GO): fatty-acyl-CoA binding; flavin adenine dinucleotide binding; glutaryl-CoA dehydrogenase activity
Source: RefSeq, a predicted model, not a curated record
AAAGCGCGAUAGUCGAUAAAACCAACGCAAAUACACUGUCUCGAAAAGUGUGUUUCGUAAACAUCAUUUGGCUGAGAACACGUUUGCAUCAUGUCAUUGAACAAGUCUGCUCUGACGCUCUGUAAAUAUCUAGCCAGGAAUGGAUCGAGAAGAUUUCAAGGAACGACGGCAACAGCAGAAAAGCAACUUUACAAGGAAGACAAAUCCAGCAAAAGCCAAGUGGCAUUUGACUGGCGUGAUGCCCUCAACCUCAACAGCCUUUUGACGGAAGAGGAAAUAAUUGUGCGUGACCAGUUUCGAUCCUACUGCCAGGAAAAACUCAUGCCAAGGAUCCUUCUUGCAAACAGGAAUGAAGUGUUUGAUCCUGCUAUAAUGCGUGAGCUGGGCGAGCUGGGGGUGCUAGGACCCACCAUACAGGGCUACGGUUGUGCAGGACUCUCCUCCGUGGGGUACGGACUCCUGGCUCGAGAAAUCGAGAGGGUGGACAGCAGCUACCGGUCAGCGAUGAGCGUCCAGUCCAGUCUGGUCAUGUGGCCCAUCUAUGCGUACGGCACCGAGGAACAGAAGCAGAAAUAUAUUCCUAGACUAGCUAGAGGAGAGUUGAUUGGUGCUUUUGGUCUGACUGAACCCAAUCAUGGAAGUGAUCCGUCUUCAAUGGAGACUAACGCUAAGUACAACUCCUCCAAGAAGGCCUUCACCUUGAAUGGCUCCAAGUCAUGGAUCACCAACUCUCCCAUCGCUGAUGUGUUUGUUGUCUGGGCAAAGAGUGAUGUCGAUAACAACAAGAUCCGGGGAUUCAUCUUGGAGAGGGGAAUGAAAGGGUUAACUACCCCUAAAAUUGAGGGAAAGUUCUCGUUGCGAGCAAGUAUCACUGGACAGAUUGUGAUGGAGGACGUGGAGAUCCCGGAGGAGAACCUGCUCCCAGCUGUCAGUGGACUUGGGGGUCCAUUUGGCUGCCUGAACAAUGCAAGGUUUGGAAUUGCAUGGGGAAGUCUUGGAGCUGCUGAGUUUUGUCUGGAGACAGCCAGACAGUACAUGCUGGACAGGAAACAGUUUGGUAAGCCUUUGGCCAAGAACCAACUACCUCAGAAGAAGAUGGCGGACAUGUUGUCAGAAAUUUCCAUUGGCCUUCAGGCAUGUCUCCAGGUUGGGCGUCUGAAGGACCAAGGGAGAGCUCCCCCAGAGAUGAUUUCUCUGAUCAAGAGGAACUCCUGCGGCAAAGCUCUUGAGAUUGCCCGCAACUCCCGGGACAUGCUGGGAGGGAAUGGCAUCUCUGACGAGUAUCACAUCAUCAGACACGUCAUGAAUCUGGAGUCGGUUAACACAUACGAAGGCACCCAUGACAUCCAUGCACUGAUCCUUGGCCGAGCCAUAACUGGACUGCAGGCGUUUACCGCGGAUUAAUGAAGACUCGUGAAAUCUAGUCAGGCAAACCCCAAGUGUUGGAAACAUGUCUGCUGCAUUAAAAUAUCUAAGGUGUUCUUCAUCAGUGAGCGAGUUUGGGCAUGAAGUAUCACAUGUUUCUGGUUGUGCAACAGGGGAUUGCUAUUGUUUAAGGUCAUUUCCAAGAGCUUAACCCAGUAAUCGGUACACACAGAACCGAUUUCGUACACACAAAAAAAAAGAUCUUAAUGCUCGCUACUGCUACACAUUGAUCUGAAGACAUCCCAAUACAGGUCAUGUCAGAAUGACCUUUUGCGAACUUGACCGACCAAUGACUGACAAGAAGUCAACAUUAGCAAAUCAGAAAGUAGCUUUCUUUCUCUUUAUGUUACAAAAUUCAAUCUGGUGACUUCAUUCUAGACUACUCUUUGACAGAAUAUCAAUUCAAUGUUUGUAAACUGAACAAAAGAAAAUUCUGGAAUGUCUAAUAGAUGGUCAAGAUUGUAUGACAGUACUUCACAAAGGCUGUGGAAAGUCUUUUCUGUUUCAGUUGUUUAUCCAAUUGAAGCAAAAGAUAGACAAUGAUUUUAAUGGACUCAGUCAUACAGCCUGUCACCGUCUUUCGGAAACCUUUUUGGAGGUUGCAUGAUUAGAAAACACAUUCCGACUGUCACUUUCCUGAUCUAGUAAGUGAUGCUCUGAUUUGUUGGAUGAUGUCUUCCCGAGGCAAGGGAGAUAACCGACUGUAAAAGUCCAGUUUCCACCCUUGCCGAACUAGGCUGGAAUUAUAGAGUUAGAUUUUGGCUAGACCAACAAGUCAAAACAUAGUCCAAUCAAAAUUGCGUAAUGAAAUCGAUGCAGGAUCGAUUGCAGGAUUUGCAAAGCAUGUGUACCAUCAACUCAGUGUAAACAGAUAUUUUCCAAUUGUUUAAUCAAAAUGCUCACAAGAUUUGAUACACCUUGUGAAUUGUUAUCGAUCAGAUUGUCUUCACUUGGCAAUGCCAUUUUGUUUGAAGCAAAUGCAAGUGUUAUUAUAGGUGGAAUCUGAUUGGUCAGUAGGAGGGAUAUAGAAGGGACAUAACUCAUAAUAGCC